Messenger RNA from Acanthaster planci (crown-of-thorns starfish), 3502 nucleotides. Its product is annotated as four-jointed box protein 1-like. The record is from RefSeq and is a predicted model, not a curated record. Gene Ontology annotation, biological process: cell-cell signaling. NCBI's taxonomy places the organism in Eukaryota, Metazoa, Echinodermata, Asteroidea, Valvatida, Acanthasteridae.
ACGGCUGCGCCAAUAAACAGCGAAUACAAUCGACUCGUCUGACUGGCUGCUUACGACACAACACUGAUUUGGGAUAACAAAGAGAAAACUUCUCCCGACUGUUUGACAAUAGACCGCCCAAGAAGGGGAGAUCGUGUCAGCGCCACCUUUUUGUGUUUGUUGUGGCGAGCAACGGUGCCAACUGAACCUGUGCGGUUCUUAAUGGGGACUUAUCCGCAUGAACCCAUAAAAGCGCCCAUGCGCAAUGCUGCUGCACUGGCACGUGGAUUCAACUGAGCAUGCGCUAGUCGGCACAAGCCACUUCUCCCUUCUGACAGUGACACUGUGUGAUAAUGGCUUGUCAUUUUCUAGUGGAAAGCACAACAGUGUUGACAGCUGACGGAGGAGGGGAUAAAAGCGACUUUUUUAAGCAUCGACCACGGCUGUUACCCAGAAGCUGUUGCAGCGUUAAUGACUCGAAGCAGAGGUGCAGUCGGUCCAGAAACAAGCGGCUGAAAGCUGGCUGACAGGAGGUUCUUCGCAUGGUACUUCGGCACCCGACCGUCCAGCCUGUCGUCUUAUUAAAUAUUCAGUUCAUCGCCAGUUGAGGGGCUGGAACCUUCAUGCAUCUCUGAAAUCGGAGAUAUUGACUGGGUGUCGGCCGAGAGCUUUGCGGAAGAGAUGAGCAGACGACAGGUAUUUGUUGGGCUUGUCGAUGUCAGCUUUUGCUUGUCGGUUCUUCUCCUUUAUCAUGCCGGCGGUUGGGCGCAAGCGUCGCACGGAUCCGAACUUGGCGAAGAGUUCCGUGCGCGAGGCAGGAUCUGCCUGGACGUGGAUCUACAGGGGGAGUUCGAGCGGACGGUGCGUGCAGUCAGGGGGGUCCUGGAUCUGUCGGACCGCCACCACCAGCAGAGGGUCAACCGCACCAUCUACAAGGGCCUGCUUAAUCACGUGAUCGGCCAGGCCAUCCACUAUCCGGCCCAGAUCCGGGGGGAGCUUCCUGAGGCGGAUGAACGGGCGGUCCAGGAGCUGGAGGAGGCUGGCUUCGUGGCCCUGGCCAGCCUGGCCAAGGGAGACUACUUUGCCGACGUCGACGCCGUUUCUCUCGCGGAGCCGGUCCCCAAGGGAAGCGUCGGGCAGGAUCCCGACGCCGACCGCCACUUGAAGAAUGGUGGGCCGUCGUUGGUGUCAACACAAGCCAACUAUUCUCCUCAUGUUGAGGACAACAAACACUCAGGGACUCCCCUUGCCGAUUCUUGCCAAACUUCAACUUGUGCACAGAGUGGCAACUACCACCAAGCAACUCAAACGAAUCUCCACUUGAGAAAACCAAGUCACUCGGGUACAUCCCCUGCAGGGUCAGGUCUGUUGCAAAGCUCUUUAUCAAACGAUCCCACUGUGCACGCAACACCUCACAAAGAUCCAGUUCUCUCAAAAUCAGAAAGUGUUUUCAACUCACCGCCCAGUGACGCUCCCAGUUUAGAAUUCAGCAAACCAAAGAGAGAAGGGGGGUCUCGGAAACAUAGACAAUCUCCCACCACUCACUGGGACAGCCUCGGCCGAUUGGUCAGCAUGGAAGGAGUUCCUGUCAUCGAGGAUGACUUGUACUGGUCUGCUGAAAUUGACACUGCAACACCAAAAGGAUUUAGUCAACGGGAGCUGGACGAGUGGAAGGACCGAAUAUCGAAACAAACGGUCCGAUCUUUUGAACCGGGCGGUCUCGAGAAGUGCGGGCGGGAGAAGAAUCGAUUCAUCGUGCUGGAGGACGGCUCAAAACUGUGCGCUCGGUAUCGAUACCCGUUACUCACUAGCAUGACAGGUGAGCUUUACAGCUAUCACCUUGCGCGCAUGCUCGGUCUGACCAAUUUGCCGCCAUUACACCUAUCGGUAGCUGCCACCAACAGCAGUUUCUGGCGAGGUCAGGGGUCAAACUUCCAAGACGCUGGAUGGCAGGACGGGAAGGUUGUGAUGUUAACCAAGUGGAUUGAGGGCCUUGAGAAGGCUUUUCUGCCAGAAACACUCGUUCAGGGACCACUUUCAGCAGGGGCUCUAGAAAAUGGAUGGAGGAAUCUGACCAUCGGAGAGCUGAGCUCUCUUGUCCAGUGGAGUGACCUUCUGGUGUUUGACUACUUGAUCGCUCACUUUGACAGGCUUACCAUAAACCUUUCUGGUGUCAAACACUACAAUGACAGCGCUAUUAUGCGAUCAGAGGUCCACAAUCUAGUUCAGCAUCCACACACCAAACAACUGUGGAUUGUGGACAACGAGAGCGGUCUGCUAGACGGCUACUCCUUCCUGCUGUCCGAGGGCAACCCCAACAGGCUCCUGCAGGGUGAGCUUCACGAGCAGCUCCUGGAGAUGACCUGCGUCUUCCGCCGCUCCACGGCGGAGGCCGUGCGCUCGCUGCUGGCCCAGCCGGACCCGGCGCGCCUCCUGACGGCCCGGGUGCUGGAGCAGGACCCGGUGAGCAGGGGACUGUUCCCGGAGCUCGACCGGAUCCCCCGGCACGCGGCCGUGCUGAGGGAGAGACUGGAGAGGCUUCAGGGUUGGUUCGAGGAAUGCCGGCAGAGGAAUGUCGCUGCGCGGGAAAACUCGAGCUUCUAAGUUAAAGUUGUCCUUAAGCAUACAUCGAAUGCUUAAGGAGGAUCGAGACGUCACUUCUCGGGUAAAACACUUGGUGUGCAAGUUGGCUAAACUCACACUUUCUCUACCUAUGGUCACACAUGAUGUCAUAAUACAUGUAAUAUGACAAGGUGCGUGGUGCCAUCUCGGUAAUGGCGUCUUACUCUUUUCACUGAUCGAGAAGCAAAGCUCUUUUCUCUCUCCUCCGAGCAUAAUUCUGGUCACAUUUAAGCAGGCGAUUGCUACAUCCAGAUCCAUCAUGUCAGCGUAUGUAUGCAUUGUAGUAGAACUGCAGCCAUUUAACGAAGCAGCAAAACAAAACUGAUACAUUGACAUGUCAGUAGGACCAAAGGAAUACCUGUAUGCUACGUGAGAAAUAUUGGUGACCAACCAGAAGGAUCUGUGUAUGGUACUGUCGAUUUGAAAUUGACUGGCACUUCAGUUAUUUUAAUGCGCAUUCUAGCCAAGAGUUGAAACCAGCACUGCAGCUGUAGUGUCUGACAUACAAGUAGGUUUUUGUUACAAAUAAUAGCAACUCUUUAAUUAUUAGAAAAUGUAAGCGACGACCAGUAGGGGUCUAGCAAGGACUUUUUUGACAGUCGAGUCGAAUGGGACUGUUUCUUUUUGGAAAUGCCUUUAUUUUGGCCCCAUGGGCUGACCAUACAAGUAGUGAUAUUCAUCAUUAUUAGAUUUCAUUGUUUUAGUGGAAUCCAGAUUUUAGAUUUAUCAUAGAUCAGUGUCACACACAGUUCUAUAAACAGCUCAAGUAAGCACUUUAAAGGGAGAUGUUUUAUAAAUUUUGCCCCGUUGACCACUUUAUUUUCCAUCCCAUGUCAUGUCCAUUUUCAAAGAGACGUAUUGCUGCAGUAUCUUGGACAAGAAUAAAAAUAUUCUUAGUUGA